Messenger RNA from Rhopilema esculentum, 4040 nucleotides. NCBI's taxonomy places the organism in Eukaryota, Metazoa, Cnidaria, Scyphozoa, Rhizostomeae, Rhizostomatidae. The record is from RefSeq and is a predicted model, not a curated record.
AGUGAACCCCCUGUGUACACGUGGAGAAAGACAGUGUUGUUUAUAGAUAUCAAAAAUGAAAAAGUAAAUUGAAGUUGUUAAUAACCAGUCAAAUAAACAAGUUCUAUAAUACCUUACCUAUGGCAAGAAAGGCUACAAAAGGCUUUCGCUGAUGUCAAGAUGCCAAUAAUUAUUAAAAAAGUGUUUGGUGUGCAGUGGCGUAAUGUAACAGUUCGUGGCCCUUAAAAUGCUUUGUUCGGGGGCCCUUGCGCAAUGAUAUAUUUACAAAAUCCGGGCAAAAAUAAGAAAAAACCAGCAAAAAAGUACUUGAUGUGAUCAAGCCGCAGGAAUUUCAAUUUCUGAUAAGUACUGAAAGAAGCCUUGAGAGACACAAUUUUACGAUUGAAUACAGUGAACUACGCCGAUCAGUUUGAUGAAGUACUUGAAAGGAAGUUUAAGAACUCAAAAUCAUAAAAAAAUUUAACGGAGAUUAGAGAACUGGACGUUAAAAUACAAACAGAGAUGUGAAAUUUGAAGCUAAAUCGGAAUCUGGUAGAAGAAAUAAAACAAAGAAGGGCUUACGCAGCUAAAAUACAGAAGCUGAAAGGAAAUUCGGUGCCAAGAAAAGGGUAGCUGGGUAUGGGGGUUCGGUGGAAAUUCAAAGGGAAAUUUUUACACCCCUCCAGAAGGAUAAAUUGAAGAGAUUUCAUGAUGAUGUAGAUUCUCAAUUUAAAGCAUUGUUGGUUUUAGGAGUCGCAUGAGAGCAUUGUUCAGUAGCUGUUGUUCCAGAACUUAUGAGUAAAAUGCCCAGAGAUGUAGCAAUCAAUAUUCGACGUUCGAAGGAUGUAAAUCAUGAAUGGAUAUGGAUGAUAGGAGAGUUUCUUGAAAAAAUGUGGCAAGAAUUUGUAAUCGCAAGUGGGUCACGUGAUCAGCCAGCCAGGCAUUGAAAGGAAAAGGGACGGCAGAGUGUUGUUAGUUGGUAGUACUUCAUGUGUUUACUGUCUAGGAGAACAUCAAAGCAUAUGAUCAAAGUGAAGAGUGCAACCAAGUCGAGGAUCCGGACAAAAGAAGGAAUAUUUUUCGGAAAUACAAUAGAUUCUUCAAACAAACAUAAUUAAUCCAUUCAAUAGUUACGUCUUCUUUUAAUAGCAUAUACUAUUGGCAACAGAAGGAAAUUAUUGCUCGAGGAAAAAGUAUUAUUCACAUACAGCAACAACCCUAUUGAGACAAGAGCUAUUUUCGUGUGGGAAAAGACCUUGAUUGUAAUUCAGUCAUCCUUCUAGAAAAGUAUACCCAAACUUAAUUGUUUGUUGACCCUCGAUACUUGGGAAAUUCCUAACAGAAUAAAUUCAAUUAGUAGUCAAAGAAGCUGUGAUUGGCAAUUGAUAAUUACGAGAAAGAGCAUGGAUUACGAUAAUUAGGAGAACGGCGGAACAAAGAGCAUGUAGAGCUCUAAUCGAGAUUUUCGAACCCGGAAAAGAAACCGUAAAUAUCGAAGAAAGGGAAGCGAAAAAAGGGAAAAGAGACCCCAUCAACACAAGUUUGAGGAUCCAGGACGAAGUGGAGAAAAGAAUUUUGAGAAUCGGUCGAGCGGUUUUGGCUGGUAAGCGUCUUCACCGCUGGGCGGUGCGGAUCCUUUGUCUCGGGUCAUUUGCAUAUCUGAAUUUUUGUUAUGGUAAUCGCGAAAGAACUCGCACGGUUGGGGAAUUUCAAACACAAUAAAGGCCCUAUAACACUAUCACAUUCAGCUACAAUUAGCUUAACAUGUUUUCUGUUAUCGCAGAAAACGAGAGAAUGUGAUAGUGUAAGUCACCGCUCCAAGCUGCUUGUAUUUGCUUGUUGAGUGGAAAUUCAAUCCAUCUUGAGAAAUUACAAUCCAUCUUGAGGGAAAAACUUUUGAUCGCUGUUCAAAAAGAUUUCCAUCAUCUUCAAGUUUUUCAAAGGAGCCGAUAAUUAACAUAAAAUAUUGCUCACGUAACGAACAUUUUGGCGCGCAAGUUUGUUUUGAGUAGGAUUUGAAAAUGGAGGAUUCCGAAGACGAUUAUUAAGAAAGAAGAAGGAAGGCUGCAGCGGCAUUGAUAAUUUAUUCUUUGGUCAAAAAGAAGCCUAAAAGAAAAAGGAUAAGUUGCUGGGUAAAGCCUUGGCUGAAAGCAAGGGUGGCUAGUGGAAAAGGCAUCUAUGGAAGUUUGAUAAAUGAGCUGAGAUUAAACGACAAACGAUUUAUGCGCAUGAACACGGAAACUUUCGAGGAACUGCUCUCCAAAGUUAGACAUGACAUUGAAGAACAAACCACCCAUUUAAGAACGCCAAUUAGUACCGAAGAGAAACUGGCAGUAACCCUACGAUUUCUUGGAACUGGAGAAAUCUUUGAGAGUCUCCAAUAUCAAUUCCGGAUACAUCAGACUAGCAUCACAAAAUUCGUUCCUCUUGUAUGUGACGCAAUAUACAACAACCUGAAAGUAGAGUACUUCCAUUUUCCAACAUCGGAGGCUGAAUGGAUCAAGCUAGCUCAAGGUGCAGAGGAAAAAUGGCAAUUUCCAAAUGCAUUUGGUGCUGCAGAUGGGUUUCUGCCUAUUGGAAACACGUCUCAUAAAGUUGUGGACGAAAAAGAACAUCAGAUGAACGGCAAAAUUUGAACUGUUUUACAUUGGUGCCCUGCGGGAGAAAAGCCGAGCUGACAAAACGCGAUAAUGGACUCAUACCGCGGAAUAAAGUUAGUUACAGAUACCUGUGAACAAUAGAUGACCGGCCUAGCUGCCAUUAAUGCAAACCCAUUUUGUUUGUUUGUAACCUUAUUUUAAUUCGAUAUUUCUUCUAGCUAUACAUAUUUAUAUAUGGAUAUAUACACAUGCAACUAAUCUGAAUUGAAUCUACUGUAUAACAAAUGAAGGGGAUAUAACUAAGGAAAUAAAUACGUACAUACAUAAGCUAAAUAUUUGAAGCAACAUGGAUAUGAAUGGACAAAUAUUACAGGAUAUCGAUAUCAUUAUAUUUGCAAACGUUGCAUUUACAGCUAGGACCACCCCGUCGUGUUAUCAUACAUUUGAAGCUGUUAAGAUUGUCAGCUGAUUUUAGUGCAUUUGGCAGACAGUUCCAGAUCUGAGGUCCUGUGGCUUUAAGGGUCUUGGAACCGAAAGUUACUUGGUUUAGUAGAAAAUGAUUUAAGUUUUUAGAAUUCCGGGAAAGAUAUUGUAAUGUUCUUGAACUAAAAAUGCUAUGCGUAAAAGGUGGAUUCAAAUUUCUGAUUGUCUUGAAUAUUUUGAUACAGACGGUUCUCUGACGAGCAACUUCCAUUGUACACUUUUUUGACCUAGGAGCGUGUUUGUCCACUAUAUUUCGGAAAGUGUUUGUCAGAUGGUCGUAGAAUUUACCCGGGUUAGUCCCUUCGCAUUCAAAUUGAGUGCUUUACAUCGCUCAAGAAAUUCUCUUGGACAAACUUUUUGUAGCUGCGAUACUUUAUUUGUUUCGGUUUUAACCUAGGAACAGUUGAUUUCAUAGUGGUAGCAUCCAGACUAUUAUAGUCACUUAGACCUGUUUCAAAAACAGUGGUUUUCUGGAAGGACCUUGGUCGAUUUGUCAGAAUAACAUCAAUUGUUGAGCUGCGAUUCCGGGAUCUGUUACAUUUUGAGUAUCAAUAUUGAUAUCGCCAAUUACAAUUAUGUUGUCGUACCGAUCUAGUCCACGAUUAAAGACGUGGGCAGAUCUGAGAAAAAUGUUUCUAUAUUAGCAUUUGGUGGGCGGUAAAUACUAUAAAUUAUCCAUUUCUUUUUGCAACUACGAGUUCAGAACACAAUAGUUCAAGAGACGAGACUUCAAAAUUGGGCAACCUAUUGCAAAUAAUGCUUUUCUUUGAGUAUUACAUAAGACCUCCUCCAAAUUCAGACCUAUCCAGGCGUGUUGGACUUCUGUAAUUAUUAAUGAGAAACGACUCUGUUUUAAAAUCCGAGUUUCAUUUUGUUUCUUCUAUGAGCAAUACAUCAUGUAAACAUCUUUCAGCGAUCACUCUAAGAUCAGUGAUUUUAUUUCUAAGAUUGUUUAUGUUUAAAAAACCUAUGAGCAAG